AUGAUUGGGAAUGUUAGAAGCGGCAUUCUUCUGUUAGAGCCUGUAGUGACAGUUCGUCAAACUGCUUCAUUACCUGGAUCUAUCUCCAUGAAUGUAAUAUCAAAAGAUUUUUAUCAUAUUGGCAAUGAUGUUAUUGAAAUUGAUGUGGAUUGGGGUGACACGGUAGUAGCCAUGUCGUCUGGCUAUAAGUUGGAGAAGGAACAUACCAUCUCUUAUCACAACCUUCAAUAUGUUUUCAAAGCAAAACACAACAACACGCAAUUUGAUGUUGAGGUAGAUAAGGUUAUACUUCAUUAG
This is a messenger RNA of Auanema sp. JU1783, 297 nucleotides long. Lineage: Eukaryota; Metazoa; Nematoda; Chromadorea; Rhabditida; Rhabditidae. The record is from the annotation of a GenBank genome assembly.